GAUAGCCAACCCAACGACCAAGGUCAACCUGCAGCAGCCAGCUUGCAACCAUGAGAUAGCAGCGCGAUAAUAAGGUCCAGAGUCGUAAUGCAGCGCAGACGUCCCCUCAUCUAAGGUACGGAAAGGAGGUCUAUAAGUCUGGCCACUCUCCAGAUGUUAAAAUUAGGUUGGAAUUGAUCGUCCCCUCAGACGCCAGGCAAGUUUGCUCUUACAGCGACCGAGUCAAUAUGACACAGCAAGCCACCGUAAUCCACGGUGUUGAGCCUAGCUCAGCGGCCAUGGACACUAUCGAGCCCGCCAAGGAGAAAUCAACCGUAGACCAUGACGAUGUCGAAAGCCUCAAGCACAUGGCCGUCUCAGUUGACCUGGGCGAAGAAGGCGCGCAGAGGAUCGAGCUCAUGCAGCAAAGCUGGGGCAAACAUGGCAAGAAAUGGAUUUUCGUUGCCCUGGCAUUCUGCAUGAUCGUAUACGAACUGGACGAAACCACCUAUGCCACCUACUUCAACUAUGCCCUCUCUGACUUCCGCAAAACCUCCUCCACCUCGGCCCUUGGGGUAGCCACCAACCUGACCUUUUCCCUCACCAAACCAAUCUGGGCCAGGUCCUCCGACAUCUUCGGCCGCGGCGAAAUUUAUCCGGCCGCCCUGGCCUUCAUCCUCGUUGGUCUCUCCGUCGCCGCCAGCGCGAGCUCCUUUUCGGCCUUCGCGGCGGGCACUGUUCUCCGUGUGGUCGGACUCACCGCGCUCAACUCACUCAACACCAUCGUCGUGGCGGAUCUGACCACUACCCGCCAGAGAGGGUUUGGUGUCAACUUCCAGUUCUUCCCGUACAUGGUCCUGCCCUGGGUCUCGUCGUACAUCGUGGACAAAGUCCUGUCGCCCGGCGGUAUCGGUUGGAGAUGGGGUAUCGGGAUCCUAGCCAUCGUGUUUCCCCUCGGCAUCGUGACCAUCACCUCCGUCCUUCUCACCUUCCAGCGCCGGGCCAAGAAACUCGAAACCGGGGCCGUCAAAAAACCCAAAAUCACCCUCUUGGGCGUAUGCUCUAACAUCGACCUCGGGGGUCUGUCAAUCCUCAUCGUUUCCCUAGCCUUCAUCCUCCUCCCCCUAUCCCUCGCCGCCCUUGAGCCCACUGGAUUCCGUACUCCCUGGGUCAUAGCCCUGAUUGUAAUCGGCAGCGUGGGCCUCCUAACCGCCUUCCCCUUCUACGAGGGACGCAUCGCCGCCCACCCCUUUUUACCGUUACGCUACCUGCGGCACAGAGCUAUAGGCCUCGCCUUCCUCCUCUACUUCACCGACUACAUGGCCGCGGGCGCCAGCCACGGCUACCUGUACAACUGGGCGCUGAUCGCGCAGGGCUUCAACAUCAUGCAAGCCACAAACCUGUCCUACGUGAACGCGGUGCUAACCUUUGUCACGGGCACCCUGUUCGGUCUGGUUAUGUGGAAAACCCGCACGUACAAAUGGUGGAUCAUGGCCGGGUGCGUCGUCCGGAUCGUCGGGUACGGCGUCAUGUUUCGGAUCCGGAACGCGAACCCGAACAUAGCGGAACUGUUCAUCAUCCAGGUCGUGCAGGGGGUGGGUGACGGGAUUGUGCAGACGGGGGGUUAUGUCGCGGCCACGGUGAAUGUGCCCCAUCGCGAGACGGCGCAGAUGACGGCGUUGAUUGUCAUGGUCGGCAUGUUGGGGAGCGCCGUGGGGGAUGCGAUUAGUGGGGCGAUUUAUACGGGCACGUUUAGGCAGGAGUUAGCGAAGCAGCUGGGGGCGCAGGGCACGCCUGAGUUGGUGGAGGCGCUGUUUAAUUCGAUUGAUGUGUUGAUUCCCGAGUGGGGGACGCCGGAUAGGGUGGCUAUUAAUACGGCGUAUAACCAUGUGACGUCGUACUUCUUCAUUGCUGCCAUGGUGAUCAUUGCACCAGGGUUUCUGAUUGUGUAUUUCUUGCCAAAUCAGAAGUUGAACGACAGCCAAAAUCUCAUCGAGGACCACGGCAUGUUUGGUGACAACCAGCCGAUUGUCGAGUCUACUGAGCCUCUCGGAGAGACUGAGUCGAAGGGCCUGUCGGAUAAAUGAUACACAGGUAAUUCGCUAACACCUUAGCUUAUAAUAUGAAUAUGCGCCCAAUUAAAUAGAUAGUAUGG
Molecule: messenger RNA, 2134 nt
Organism: Pseudomassariella vexata
Lineage: Eukaryota; Fungi; Ascomycota; Sordariomycetes; Amphisphaeriales; Pseudomassariaceae
Product: major facilitator superfamily domain-containing protein
Exons: 5
Coding region: 228-2066 (612 amino acids)
Biological process (GO): transmembrane transport
Molecular function (GO): transmembrane transporter activity
Source: RefSeq, a predicted model, not a curated record